This is a messenger RNA of Drosophila navojoa, 575 nucleotides long. It is a transcript of the gene dgt4, whose product is annotated as dim gamma-tubulin 4. Lineage: Eukaryota; Metazoa; Arthropoda; Insecta; Diptera; Drosophilidae. The record is from RefSeq and is a predicted model, not a curated record.
UUAAUUUUGUUUUUGAAACUAUAUACAUACAUAUAUACAAUGACAACAGAAAAUAGUACCAACAAUGGCCUCGAAGAUGUCCAGUAUCUGCUGCAUCUAGAAUCUCUCAAGCGCUACACAGAGCAAGCCAAAAAUAUGCACCGUCAAACCGAAGAGCAUGCGCGCCAUUUUGUCGAAGCCAAACGGGAAUAUCAGCGAGAAUACACAAGCCUGGUCAGCUUGAGCAAAAAUGUUGACCUGCGCGAGCUACUCGAAGCGAAGAGCUCUGAAAUAGCCGCCGCGCGUGUGGCAAGUCUACCCGGUCAGCUAGAAGAAGUAAGCAACGCUCUCUCCAGUGAAAAGCGACCCACCGAAUUGGACAUUCAAAUUCUGGAGGAGUGCAAACAGCAGCUGGAAAACCAUCAUCGACCACGCAACAAACUCUCAAAUCAACACAAAUUCACCAAAAACCGAGAAGCGUUCAAAUCGCUGCACACCAUGAUCCAGAAUGUGGAAAAUGGAUUUCAGCUCUCUACAUUGGCGGCAAUGGAUCAAAUGAUCGCCGAUCCGCCGAAUUAAUAACUCGCAAUAUAUUA